GCGAGCUGGGGGACGCGCAGAACUGCCUGACCACACAGCACUCCACCAGCCCGGCCGAGGUGACAAGAGACAGGAAGAUGGAUCCCAGAUGUAAAACCGUGGACGUGGAUAAGGACCUCGUGGACUGGCGUAAGCCCCUGCUGUGGCAAGUGGGCCACCUGGGAGAAAAGUACGACGAGUGGGUGCAUCAGCCCGUCGACCGGCCCAUCCGCCUGUUCCACUCCAGCAUCUUCGAGUCCCUCUCCAAGACGGCAUGGUACAUGGUGUGCGUGGUCUGGAUACCGGUGGUGCUCUACCUGAGCUGGAAUUGCUACACCGCCCUCGGCCGGGGAAACACCAGGCUGUUUUCGACCUUCAGCGCAGCUUAUUCCAUACGUAUUCGCGAGUACUGGUUCCCCUUGCUCUUCCUCGUGGGCAUGUUUGUGUGGUCCUUCCUGGAGUACCUCAUCCAUCGCUUUUUGUUCCACAUGAGGCCGCCUGCCAGCAACUAUUAUCUCAUCACCUUGCACUUCUUGUUACAUGGCCAGCACCACAAGUCUCCGUUUGAUGAUUCCCGGUUGGUCUUUCCGCCCGUCCCAGCGUCCCUGGUCAUCGGCUUUUUCUACGUUCUGGUCCAAGCUUUGUUUCCCGAAGCAUUUGGUCUCUCCAUCUUCACGGGGGGUCUCUUUGGCUACAUUGUCUAUGACAUGAUGCACUAUUACCUGCACUAUGGGUCACCAAAGAAAGGGACGUACCUGUGCAGACUUAAGGCCUACCACGUAAAGCACCAUUUUGAACACCAGAGAGCAGGCUUCGGUAUCACCAGCACAUUCUGGGACCAUCCGUUUCAGACGCUCAUUCCAGAGGAGACCUUUGAGAAAGACGGCUAGCUGCAGCACC
Messenger RNA from Varanus komodoensis (Komodo dragon), 879 nucleotides. It is a transcript of the gene FA2H, whose product is annotated as fatty acid 2-hydroxylase. NCBI's taxonomy places the organism in Eukaryota, Metazoa, Chordata, Lepidosauria, Squamata, Varanidae. The coding region runs from base 78 to 869 and encodes 263 amino acids. Gene Ontology annotation, cellular component: endoplasmic reticulum; membrane. Gene Ontology annotation, biological process: fatty acid metabolic process; lipid biosynthetic process. The transcript is spliced from 7 exons. The record is from RefSeq and is a predicted model, not a curated record. Gene Ontology annotation, molecular function: fatty acid 2-hydroxylase activity; iron ion binding.